AUGUUAAGGACGUUAAGGACGUUGGGGACGUUGGGGGCGUUGAGGAUGUUGAGGACGUUGAGGACGUUGGGGAUGUUGAGGACGUUGGGGACGUUGGGGACGUUGAGGACGAAAAAAGGUGAAAUGUGAAAAUGAGCUCGAACAUACAUAUGGUCCCUACUAUUGCCUACAGAGAUCGCAUAAAAUCAUGUUGUCGUAUUCUUUUGGCAGUUUAAUUACAUUCACAUUGACAUGUUUGUCAAUACAACUAAUGUGUUUCAGUGUUUACAACAUAGUCAUAGAAAAAUAACAACAUGCUGAAGCAAGAAUAGGAUCAGAUACCAGCAGUUGGGUUAUCGGCACUCGCCCCCCUAACAGUGCCGAGAACCAACGGCAGGAAUCUGAGCCUAAGGCAAAGAGAACCAAGGUCAAAUAUGGCACAUGUGGUACUGACUACUUUUAAUAAUAACAAUGGAACUAAAGGUAUUUCUUCUAUAAAUACGAUAGUAAAAUAGCUGACGUGGUGGCAUAGUACUACAAAUACCAUAAACACAAUCUAUAUAUAUGAAUUACCUAACAAAUUUAAUUAUUUUUAAUCAAUGUCAAUGAACAAUUUUGUGAAUCCUGCAUCGGUAAAGACAAAUAUAUUUUUGGUGCUUUUUAUAAUGAGCAAUGAAAUUUGACCGCGUUGAUUAUAAAAAACAUAUAGUAUAUGCAUGUGUCAGUUAAAAAAAAGUUUUGACAAUAUCAAUAAUUAAAAUAACCACCUCGGCGAUUACUUUUUGACAACGCGACGCGAAGUUUCAAUUUUCAAUGAGAUUAACUGUAAUAUUUUUUUAUGUUUUCAAAUAUUCGGAACCAAUUAAAGGUGAUCUACAGUCCGAUCUGCGCAUGUGCACAAUGAGCCCACUUUUUAUUAUACAAACAGUUUAACUAUGUUUUGAGUUCUUGAAAAGCCUGAUUGUUGUUUCUUGAUCAUUUAUUAGACUCUAGAAGCUUGAAAAUAUAAAUAGUUGUCGAAUAAAGCUCAAUAUUUUGGACACAAAAAUGUUAACAAAGGCUUUGUUUACAUACGGACUGUAGAUCACCUUUAAGCAAUUUUACUUAUUUUAUCUGCAUGUCUUUAUCUUAAAACUUUAUCUGCCUCGCGUUGUCGAAUCGCGUUGGCACUGUAUGGGCAUUUAUAUAGACAAAAUAAUUAAUAAAGUCGAUUCGCGCAAAAAACAUCGCUAGUGGAAAACCAGAUUAAAUGCCUCAUGAAAGCUCGUUCGUUGGCUUAAUGUCGAAGAUAUGUUUAUAUUUUUCAGGUUGUUGCAUCAUCUACACAGUUCAGCUUAAGGUGACUUGACAUAAUAAUCAAACAAUAAUAGUUUAUUUACACUCAAAAAGAUACAAAUACAUUCUGUUAUAGAUAAAAAAUUACAAAUGAGAGUGAAGGCCACCUGUAAUAACCAUAAGGGCUAAUCGAGACAGGUGGCCUUUAAAGAGACACAAGAAAAACUAUGAUUAGGAGAGUAAGACAGUAAUCAAUAUGGAAACGCUUAAUAAAUUAACUUAAUUACACAGACAACAAAAACAUGAAGAAACAAAAAAGACAAAAAUAAACAAAAAUGGCUCAAAUAUUUUGAAUAGUAUUAAGGGGCAAAAAGGAAAAAUAUAGGUAUUUCGUGAUGUGAUUUAGUAGGCACCAAUCAGCAGUUCUUUUAGUUUGCGUUUGAAAGCAAAUUUAGAAAGUGUUUUAAGAGACUCGUCAAUUUCAUUUCAAAUUUGAGUUCCUCUGAAUCUGAUUCUAAAUUUGCCAUAAUUUGUGCGAGCUGGAGGAAGAGAGUAGGUUGAUCUUGAAGCAAGUCGAGUAUUAUAAUAAUGCUGAUUUUGUAUUAGGCUAAAGAAGUCAUCAAAGGCCUCAGGAAGUUUGCCAUUACUAUACUGAUGUACAAAAAGUGCUAUGUAUACAUAAACAAUAUCUGGAAAUUUUAAUACAUUCAAUUUUUUAAAUAGAGGAGAAGUAUGUUCCCUGAAGUUAGAAAAGGUAAUGAUGCGUAUAGCCUUCUUUUGCAGAACUACUAGAGGACGAAGGUUUGAUUGAUAGGUAUUUCCCCAUAUGAUUACACUGUAUAUCAGAAAUGGAAAAAUAAUAGAAUAGUAUAAUUGGAUUAAAAUACUUGUAGGGACAAAAUGACGUAAUUUGGACAAUACACCAAUACUUCUAGCUAGUUUUUUGGAUAACUCAUGAACAUGAGCUUUCCAGUUCAGAUUGGAAUCAAUAAUUACUCCCAAAUAAUUUGCACUCUUCUUUUCCUCUAUAACCUCUCCUCUUAUUAGAAGCUUAAAUGGAUAAUUACGUUUCUUCUGAGGAGGAUGAAAUAUGACAAAGCUUGAUUUAUCUGCAUUGAGGGACAGUUUGUUAGCACAUAAGGUAAUUUGACAUAAUAAUCCUCUCUAAAUUCCUUAUACAAGCGCGAAAAAAUCCCCUUUACGCUGUAUGAACGAGCCCGAGUGAUCUUUUGUUUCAAGCACUACUUCUGAUCGGGCUUUAUUUUUUCAGCUUUAAUCAAAGAAAAAGCAAAAUAAAUUGCUUCUUAGCUCUUUUCAAAGCUAUUUCCCCAUAUAUUUUCUGGGAGCGGGCUGUAACCUGGUGCAAUAUCUUUGUCGCUUUUGUUGUUAUAUAUAUAUAUAUAUAUAUAUAUAUAUAUAUAUAUAUAUAUAUAUAUAUAUAUAUAUAUAUAUAUAUAUAUAUAUAUAUAUAUAUAUAUAUAUAUAUAUGUAAUGGUGAAGCUUAUGCAUGGAUCAAUUCUUGUUGUUGCCACCCCCCCCCGUGCAACCCCCGGGAUAAUGCAGAAACUUUAAUUCCGGGGGUGGAGAAUUGUUAGAAAACUUUGUUCCGGGGGUUUCACCGGGGUAAAAAGCAAAACUCGUAUCCAGGACCAUGUUUUGACUACGUAUCUAGCGGCUAGCGCAUCCAGUGACAUGUAUAUAGUUCACUGAGCGAACGUCCAAAAGUUUUCAAAAUGGCGACUACCUCGUAUUUGGCAGUUGUUUAUAUAAUCGUGUUAUAGUAACUAUAGUUUAUAAUACCAAGUAUUUAAUCGGUAUAUAUAAACGCACUUUUCAAAUUUUACAUAUGUUUAUACGAAGGAUAUUAAACUGCUGAUUGAUAUUUCUUAUAUUUAGUUUUUUAGCGAUGCCCCGGGGUGGGGAAUUGUCAAGUUUUAAAGUCCCGGGGUUGGGGAAUUUACUACAUUCUUGCAAAAAAAAUACAAAUCCCGGGUGUAUUGCCCGGGGGGGAUGGUAACCGCUGGAAUUGAUCCAUGCAUUAAGGUGCCUCGAUAAACUUUUCAAAAAUUCAGGUGUUCAACACUUUGACAUGUUCAAUCCAUGCAUUCUUAGGAUUUAUUCAGCAGAUUUUGGUUUUAUUAUAUAUUUUGAUAUCUUCACUUUCAAAUUAUAUUAGUUUUAGUAGCAGAUAGUUCGUUGCUAUGACGACAUACGUGUACGAAAUUCACUUCAAAAUGGCCUAUCGCCUCGUAUACAGUUGGAAAAGAGGCAUGGUGACCGCCAACUCUUUUUCGUGCAUUGUUUUACUUUAUUUAGAAAAUGCGAAAGUAUCGUACUCUUUGGUAAAAUGUUUUUGGUAUUACAUUUUUCAUUUUUUGUAUGACGAAAGUUUUAACGGUACAAUACAGCAUGCAAAAUUUGAACAUAAGUCACCAGACAAAAUAGAGAGAUAUAACGCAUUGUGUUUUCUAAAAUUGAAAAUUCUAAUGACGUCAGUAAUUGACAUAAAACGCUAUGGGACGCGAGCAAUGACGUGAGAUAGCGCAAACAACUGCUCACGUCAGGUCAUUUUGGAAGUUCUUUCAUUUUAUUUAACAGUUUCCGAGAUCUGCGCGUAAAAAUUGUCACCCAGUUUUGUUUGCGAUCCUUGAGCAGGGUUUUUGUGAUAACUAUAUGGAGCCACCUCGAUGGCCUUGCAAAUUUUCAUUCUUUAAUCGAUAAUAUUUAUUCCCUUGAUUUCUUCUGUGUGGACUGUCGUAGACUAAAACUUCUUACUUCUCUUACUAAUAAUAAGGUGCUUGUCUCUUUGCUUUAUUUUGACUCAGGUGCUCGUCUCAAGGGAGAUGUGGUCACGUGAACCAGUGCUGCAGCAGGCUUAUAUUGUCAAGUGUACAAUUAUAUUCGAUACUACUUGAAAGCCUUGGUCAAAUAUGUAUGAAAAUUGAUGUGAGUUAUUAGAAGCUUUAAGUCUCAAACGCUCUUUUAAGCUGGUUCAAAUUUUAAUGAAAGUUGAUGAGAAAUUUAGUUCGUCUAAUUGGUAUACGCGUUAUGUUGUGAGUCUCGUUCAUAACUACUACACUGUAACCUGGAAAUGAAACCCUCCAAGUUCUCGUUAUGAAUUAUGGCCAAGUUUCGUAGACAAAUUUAACACAUCAAAACAUAUUCGCUUUUUGAAGCAGUCAUGGUGUUUUGAAGGGCCCAAACCUACGAAGAGCCAUGUUGAAAUGACAUAAUUUUAUAGCAUUAAUCGCUGACUUUAGAUAUAUAUGAUUUAACGUGGCUCACAUGGGCAAAGAAGUUUUCUUCUGAUAACUGUAAUGCAAGUAAUAUAUAUUUUUUUCUUGAAUUUAACGACUAGUUCUAAUAUCAUUUCUUGCAUAAAUAAAUAAACAUUUCCUACAUAAACUAACUGUCAAUAAAGGUAGAUGCUUAUUAUAUAUAAUUACACUGACAAAUUCGCAAUUGUUUCCAAUGGAGCACAAAUUAUUCCGUCUUCAUGAAAAGUACGAUUAAGGCAGCCCCAACAUAACUAAUAAUUCUUAUGGUUUCUAUUGGGCUCCCUUCCCAAGUAUGAAGAUGCGGGCUUACGGAUCGAAAGCUUUGCUAGAAUUUAAUAUGUUUUUUGUGUAAUAUUAUUUAUUUAUGCCUAAAUAAAUUUGAUUUGAUUUAAAUACAAAUUACAGUUGGCAGAGAAACAACUUGUUGCAUUUACAAAAUCACUAUUUAAUUGCUCCUCUCAAAAUCUAAGCCGAGCACAAGUUAAUAUUAAAAUGACCAAACUGUGCAUAUUUGACACCUACGGUAAAAUAUAUAACAAUGUUAACAAAAAUUUUAAUUUUCUUAAGCUACCUAAAUAGGUAAUAUUUGGUUGAAGUUGAAAUAUACAAAACUGUUUUGGAAGUUAUUUCCGACAACAUAAAAGUGAAACUGAUUAAGUGGUCGGGCUCCUUCAUAGCUGAUGGAGUUAAACUUAACAACAACUGAGGCAACAACAUGUUUUGCUGCUAUACUCACAAAAACACAGAAAGAUGGAUGUCUGUGAUAGAGACUCUUUUACUGAGAUGCCCGGGCGAACAGCUAAAAUUAUCGAAUCUGAAAAUUCUUCUUAUUUGUUGAGAUACACCUUGUGCAAUUUUCCUUAAUUUUGAAAACGUCACUGCACAAGGUUACGUGUUACGAACACAGGAUGUAUUUCAGUUAGCUACUUCUUACCGAUUUAGUAAUUAAAAUGUUUCGGCUCAGUUACGUUACAAAAUAUCAGCACUCCGAAAACAGGAAUUAUUUUCAAAACAGUUUAAUCGACAUAUUAUUCAACAUAGGUCAACAUCACAGAUGAUGAAAUUAUUACAUAUUAUAAGCUAAUAUAUACAGGUAAAGAAAUAUGAAAAUGUCUAUAUAUAGGUAUUACUGUACGUAUGAAGAGUAAUUAGUUUUUUAGAAGAUUUUAGUUGUAACGAAGUAUAUAUAUAUAGGUUAUCAUAUAAGGGAUGAGGUGAUAUCAGUUUUAUCGCUCGAGGGAUGAUAUCACAAUUGUCACGAGCGAGCGCAGCGAACGAGGGACAAUUGUGAUAUCGUCCCGAGAGCGAUAAAACUGAUAUCACCGAAUCCCGAGUACGAUAACCUAUUUAUUAUAUACUUGUACCUUUAUCAGGGUUUGACACCCAAAUCUUCUAUUAACCGUGCCCAAAGUAAACAGUUUUGAUUUUUGAAAAAAUAGGAUCAUUUUAGAAUUCAAAACAAUUCAUCGUUUACUGAACAAAUAUGAUUUUAGAAAAUAAAUAGACCAUUCAUAUAGAUAAUAUACAAUUUAAGUCUUUCAUUUUGUAUUAUCGUUCUUGUUUUCUUCGAUAAACUCUCGACAUCAACCAACACGAACCUUGAAUCGGCCAUCUUUGUUUUGACAAGGCGCGAAAUUUAGCGGGACAAAAAACGAUAUCCGGAUCCGGGACAAAAAACGAUAUCCGGGACAAGAAACGAUAUCCGGGACGAUAUCGUUUUUAUGUCCCGCUGCUUCCUACCUGAUGAAGGUACAAGUAUGUGAUAAAUAUAUAUAUAUAUAUAUAUAUAUAUAUAUAUAUAUAUAUAUAUAUAUAUAUAUAUAUAUAUAUAUAAUUAAUUUGUUAACUUAAAAUAUAGUCAGAACUCUGAGUUUCACGCUCAAUGCGAUCUUCAGGCGACAAUGUUUAAAUCUCGAUUAAAAAUUCCUGUAUGGAUGCGUGCGAGUUCGUUAGGCUACUUGCAUGCGUGAUUGUAUUGCGUGCGCACGUUCAAAUUUUCCCACCAAGAAUUGCUUCCGGUGGCAACACUUUGAGAAUAGCUCACAUCUCUUGUUCAACAAUCUUUUCUUGUCACCUUUCAAAAUUUCCAGUUUCUCUUGUAGGCAAAAGUUGCAACUUUUUGCGCCGCUGCGAUAAGGUGAUGCUUGCUUCAGAAUGGACCACUUGAUGUUGAAUGUACGUUUCUUGUUUUUCAAGUUCCAAAUGUGUUUGGACAGCUCAGUGGAUGUAACAUAGCUGGUAUCUUUGAAUGAGGUCUUGUGGUUGUAAAAACGUUUCUUAAACGUGUUUGAUGUCAUCCCAAUAUAAUUUCGAAUUACUCCUGUGUCGUCCGUAACCUCGGCUUUAUAGACAACGCUCUUUGUAAGGCAAUUAUUGUUUAAGGGACAUUCAGUGCUUUCUAUGCAGUUACAGUUUUCUUUGGUAGAUGCUACUACAUCACUUUUAUUCUUUAAAAGGUUACCGAAGUUAUGUUUGGAGAUAACGCUUUUACAGUUAUCCAUGCAACUAUAGCUUACUUUGACCGAGUUUCUGUUAAAAAUCUUGUGUAGCGGAUUAUAGACGCAGGGAAAUGUUUGUCGAUCAGGUUUAGAAAGUUUCUAGCAACAUUUGUUCUUACAUUCUUGCUAAAAGGUGGGUUAAACCAAAUUAUAUUUCUUGUUCUUGUUCUAUUCUUUUGUUUAUUAUUUGGGGAGUAGCGUAAAUUUGUUGGGUAAUGACUACGGCGGAGCGCGGCUUCAUAAAGAGGUGCAGACUUCGAGAAAGCUUCUUGAUUCGAUGAUAACUGAGAAAUUCGGUUGCCCACAGAAGAUGGGAGUUGCUUUGUAAUUUAAGGAGGAUGGUUUGAAUGAAUAUCAAUGAAAAGUGGUUCAUUGUUAGGCUUUCGAUAGGGUUGGUAGCUUUCAUCAUUUAAAUUUAAGGUAAUAUCUAGGAAGUUGACAGAUUGGUGGGUAAUUUCUGCGGUGAUUUUCAAUUGAAACUCAUCGAAAAGUUGGUGGAGAUCUUUUCUAGCUUUGUCAGCAAGCCGGGCAGAAGUACCUCGUAGUAGGAUUAAACCAUCGUCUCGAUAAAGGCCGACGCGGUCUUUACCAUAUUUCUUUGCCAAGGAAUUGAGUAUAAAUAGGCCGAUAAGUUCGCACACUUCUGCUCCAUCAAAACUGCCCAUGGUUACGUCAAACAAGGGAUUGUUUUGUUGUUUGAUCCAGGUUUUACCGUCAUUGAACAGAAGCGAUUUUCUUGCGUGUUUGAUGACAUUGAUCUGCUUAUCAUCUAUAUUAACGUACCCGCGAGCCCAAGUGAUUGCUUUGUCAAGAAGUUCCUCUGUUAUUGAUGGAUGAAACUCUGCUACGUCGAAGGAAAUGAAGGAGUGACCAGGUUUGUUCUUGAUGUUUUUGAACCAGUCAAUGACAGAUAAAGAAUUUUUCCACUGGUUCAAUCCGGUAGCGUUUCUGAUUUGCGUAUUAAUGUCAUCCAGGAUGAUCUUACUAAUUUUACCUAGUUCACUCUUUGCUGGGUUGAUAAGACGGUAUUUUGGAUUUGUUUCAAAAUUCUCCUUGUGAUCUUUUAAUGUAACAAAAGCAUCUUUUGAUGCCAUUGUCUCAAUACGAUCGCUGACUGAAAGGUUGUCCGUAAUUCGGCUUAGUUCAAAGUUGAUUUCCUCUUUCACAUCAUUGUCAGUAAGUUUGUAUGUUUUUGUCACGUUAUCUUUCACAAUUUUAUUGUAGUUCUCCGGUGUUGUUUCAUAUACGUUUUUGGUUUUGUCCGCAAAAACAAAUACAUUUGGCGACGUUUUAACUUUCUUAAGAUCAUUAUCCAGAUCAUUUAAAAAUUUGUCGGAAACGUUUCUGAACUGAAUAUUUUCCAUCAUGUUUACAAGAUCAUCUUCAAAAGCUUUCAUUUCAUUGAUAAAAGGUGGUGCCGUUUUUGAUUUUAAUCCAAAUUUAUAUUGUUCUUUCGCGUUUGGUUCAUGUAGAUAAAAAUGCGCUUUCCAUCUCAUUCUGGUUACUACGUUUUCGAUCUUGUCAAUAAGCCUUUUCUUGUCAAUAAGCCUUUUCUUUCCUUUUCUUGUCAAUAAGCCUUUUCUUUUCUUUUCUUUUUUUUUUCUUAUAUGAAACAACACCGGAGAACUACAAUAAAAUUGUGAAAGAUAACGUGACAAAAACAUACAAACUUACUGACAAUGAUGUGAUAGAGGAAAUCAACUUUGAUCUAAGCCGAAUUACGGACAACCUUUCAGUCAGCGAUCGUAUUGAGACAAUGGCAUCAAAAGAUGCUUUUGUUACAUUAAAAGAUCACAAGGAGAAUUUUGAAACAAAUCCAAAAUACCGUCUUAUCAACCCAGCAAAGAGUGAACUAGGUAAAAUUAGUAAGAUCAUCCUGGAUGACAUUAAUACGCAAAUCAGAAACGCUACCGGAUUGAACCAGUGGAAAAAUUCUUUAUCUGUCAUUGACUGGUUCAAAAAUAUCAAGAACAAACCUGGUCACUCCUUCAUUUCCUUCGACGUAGCAGAGUUUUAUCCAUCAAUAACAGAGGAACUUCUUGACAAAGCCAUCACUUGGGCUCGCGGGUACGUUAAUAUCGAUGAUAAGCAGAUCAACGUCAUCAAACACGCAAGAAAAUCGCUUCUGUUCAAUGACGGUAAAACCUGGAUCAAACAACAAAACAAUCCCUUGUUUGACGUAACCAUGGGCAGUUUUGAUGGAGCAGAAGUGUGCGAACUUAUCGGCCUAUUUAUACUCAAUUCCUUGGCAAAGAAAUAUGGUAAAGACCGUGUCGGCCUUUAUCGAGACGAUGGUUUAAUCCUACUACGAGGUACUUCUGCCCGGCUUGCUGACAAAGCUAGAAAAGAUCUCCACCAACUUUUCGAUGAGUUUCAACUGAAAAUCAAAACAGAAAUUACCCACCAAUCUGUCAACUUCCUAGAUAUUACCUUAAAUUUAAAUGAUGAAAGCUACCAACCCUACCGAAAGCCUAACAAUGAACCACUUUUCAUUGACAGUCAUUCAAACCAUCCCCCUUCAAUUACAAAGCAUCUACCAUCUUCCGUUGGCAACCGAAUUUGUCAGUUAUCAUCGAAUCAAGAAGCUUUCUCGAAGUCUGCACCUCUUUAUCAAGCCGCGCUCCACCGUAGUCAUUACCCAACAAAUUUACGCUACUCCCCUAAUAAUAAACAGAAGAAUAGAACGAGAACGAGAAAUAUAAUUUGGUUUAAUCCACCUUUUAGUAAGAAUGUUAGAACAAAUGUUGGUAGAAACUUUCUAAACCUGAUUGACAAACAUUUCCCUGCGUAUUUCCCUGCGUCUAACCCACUACACAAGAUCUUUAACAGAAACUCGGUCAAAGUAAGCUACAGUUGCAUGGAUAACUGUAAAAGCGUCAUCUCCAAACAUAACCUCGGUACACUUUUAAAGAAUAAAACUGUUGUUGUAGCAUCUACCAAAGACAACUGUAACUGCAUAGAAAGCAAUGAAAGUCCCUUAAACAAUAAUUGCCUUACAAAGAGCGUUGUUUAUAAAGCCGAGGUUACGGACGACACAGGAGUAAUUCGAGAUUAUAUUGGGAUGACAUCAAACACGUUCAAGAAACGUUAUUACAACCACAAGACAUCAUUCAAAGAUACGAGCUAUGUAAAAUCCACUGAGCUGUCCAAACACAUUUGGAACUUGAAAAACAAGAAACGUACAUUCAACAUCAAGUGGUUCAUUCUGAAGCAAGCAUCAUCUUAUCGCAGCGGCGCAAAAAGUUGCAACCUAUGCCUCCAAGAGAAACUCGAAAUUUUGAAAGGUGAUAAGAAAAGAUUGCUGAACAGGAGAUGUGAGCUAUUCUCGAAGUGUUGCCACCGGAAACAAUUCUUGGCGGGAAUAUUUGAACGUGCGCACGCAAUACCAUCACGCAAGUAGCCUAACGAACUCGCACGUAAUCAUACAGGAAUUUUUUUAUUGAGAUUUAAACAUUGUCGCCUGAAGAUCGCAUUGAGCGUGAAACUCAGACUUGUGACUAUAUUUUAAGUUAAGAAAUUAAAUUAUAUAUAUAUAUAUAUAUAUAUAUAUAUAUAUAUAUAUAUAUAUAUAUAUAUAUAUAUAUAUAUAUAUAUAUAUAUAUAUAUAUAUAUAUAUAUUAUACCUCACAAUGAGCUUGUCCAAUCAGAUAACUAAAUUUGUACCACAUGACCAUGGUAUUUUUCAGCGAAUACUAUGACCUAGGCAAUUUGAACCCUGGGUGUUUUACCCGGGGCCAUGGUAUUCGACUUCGAAUACCACGCUUGAGCGGGAAAUUCGACUUUAAAUGUAAAGUUUAAAUGUAAAGUUAUCAAAAGUUGUGUUUUGAAAUUAAAAGUUAAUUGAAUGGUAUUUGUUUUCUACUUAUUUUUGAAAGGUUCGGUAUAAUAUACCAUUUAUAGACCUUUCACUCGGGGUAUUCCACAAAAAAUUACCCUGCGGGAUAAAAUAUUCCUCGGGCUUCGCCCUCGGAAUAUUUCAUCCCUCAGGGUAAUUUUUUGUGGAAUACCCCUCGUUUCAGGUCUAUAACUGAUAAAUAUACUGUUGAGGCGAUCAGUAGAAUACAUAGUAACUUUGAAUUUUGUAACUGAUCUAAUUAAAAACAUUCUAAUGUUAAAAAGUUUUUUAAAAUUUUGCUAAAUUUUCGGCUGCAAAUUGCUAGCCUUCUUCUGAGCAAUGGCCACAUUGCUCAGAAGAAGGCUAGAAGUUUGCAGCCGAAAAUUUAGCAAAAUUUCAAAAACUUUUUAACAUUAGAAUGUUUUUAAUUAGAUCAGUUACAAAAUUCAAAGUUACUAUAUAUAUAUAUAUAUAUAUAUAUAUAUAUAUAUAUAUAUAUAUAUAUAUAUAUAUAUAUAUAUAUAUAUAUAUAUAUAUAUAUAUAAUAUAUAUAUAUAUUUAUAUAUAUAUAUAUAUAUAUAUAUAUAUAUAUUGCGUUAGAAAUGCAUCAAAAACUGCAUCGUGUACCACCUUUUUGUCCAUUAUUUAACAUUAUUUAAACUCGGUGAAACUGGUUUUUAAAUCACCAUCUUUUUCUUUCAAAGGAUCAAAUAGCAAUCCUAAUGGCAAUGCCGGACAGGGAACGGCAGGUAUGUUUAGUUAACUAUAUCCGAUAUACCAUUUUUCCUACAAAUGAAGACCAUGUGAAAAAUUAUAACUGUAAAUUACCAAACAUCUCAAAUUUUCCGUGCGGGUAGUCCAUAGAAAUAAUAGAUAUAGAAUGCGUACUUGAUCACGAAUCAUGUCUCCACUUUUUUUCAUGCGUGCCCUUAUAAAUCCGCCAUGUUGAAUUUGGCUAGGAGUGCCAAAUACAAAAUAUAAACAAAGCUAAAACUACGUUUUCAUCGUCAAAACGUUUGUCUUGUUGUCUAAUUUGUAGUUUCGAGAUAGAUUUUGAGUUCUUUAAUUUGAAGGCACAAACUGUCAAAGCAAUUGUGCGAUUUGAAAAACGGUGAAAAUAGUGCAGCCUUGUAAACAAAGUAGUUUCGCCGGUUUCGCGUAAACUGAUAUAAUUUACUUAUAAAACAUUUUUGCAUGCUCUGAACGUCACCAUGCACUGUCACUGUUUUGCUAAUAUCUUAUAAGAUUACAAAAUGAUAGUUCUUUCUUCGUCGGGUUUCGUUUUUCUUCGAUGUAAACGAAGUUUUUUUAAUGUUUUAUAGAACAAAAAUAUUUAGUUGCCAGUAUAAAACUGUAAAUUCACUAAAUUGCCUAAAUAAUCGUCGAAAGCUAUGGUUUCAAAAGCGUUGCCUCAAGCUCAAGCAACGUAGAAAAAUAUGAAAAGUAUUUGUGUAAGUUUAAAAAGAUUAUUGAACUUCAUUUAUAUUAUAAAAGAGUUGAAAUAUUUAUAGAACAUACCUAUAAUUGAGUUUGAGUUUGUCUUGAUCAUUCGGGUUUUGUUUUGGCUUGCACAACAGCAUUGAAAAUUUAUUUUUAAACGACGAUUUUUGCAUAUAUUCUGUUCAGAACUGUUGCUUUUCGUAAAAAAGCCCACUAGAAUGGGUUUUUAGACACUUUUUUCACUUUAUAAAACUUUUUUUUUCCAUUUUAAGUCUCGAUAUAAAAUUUUUGAAAACUUUGCAGUUAAAAAAACAAUUCGCAUUCCCUACAACCGGGCGAAAUUCCCCGCCUCAGGAGUCUGGGACCAACCAAAAUGUCCUUAUAAAUCCGCCAUUUUGUGGAGACAAAUUUUUCACUGAGAAAAGAUAGGAGUACACAUUCUAUAUCUAUUAUUUCUAUGGGGUAGUCCUUGAAAAUAUGAAAUAAACACUUAACUGGAGAGCAUUUUUUACUCGUUUUGCGUGAAUAAACUAGUUAAAAUAAUUUAUUGACUGACGUCUGCAACUACGUAGUAAAAUUUCAAUUUUUUUCUUUGUAAUGUCUAUGCAGGUACAGAUCGUCACAACAUGGUGGAAAUGGCAGACCCUUCUGUGAACUAUCCUUUAACAUCGGAAAAGCCGUUAAAAAUGUUCACUAACGCUGAAAUCGUUUGGAGAAGUGAUGAAGAAACGAAGACUAAACAAGAUCUUAUUUUAAGUAUGGCCUCCUCUGGCUACUACAACAGCAUGACGCUCUGUAAGGCUUCUCCACAGAAAACAGAGCUUAAUGACGAGUUAAACAACGCUCCAGCAUCUUAUCGUGGCAUGCUAUUGAGGUUUGCACCAGGAGAAUAUUACUACAUGUGUACAAGAAACAACAACUUCAGUAAUCGUAACCAGAAAGGAAGACUCGUGGUCAGAAAUGUGCCAGGAAGCAAGUUAAGCAAGAAGUAA
Messenger RNA from Paramuricea clavata, 13297 nucleotides. Lineage: Eukaryota; Metazoa; Cnidaria; Anthozoa; Malacalcyonacea; Plexauridae. The record is from the annotation of a GenBank genome assembly.